CUCCCCGCCUUACACCCCAGCAUUCGAUAAACCUUUUUCCUGCAAACAUGAGCACUCGUACACCACGCACAGACGCCACACAGCGAGCUCCAGACGAGGAAAGCCCGCUCCUCGGCCGACAGCCCGGCAAGAAUUCGGACUCAUCGGCAGCAGUCCAGCGCCUGCGGAAGCACUUUGCGGCAGAUGUUACUAAGAAUUGGGCGGACUUGGUCCUGCUCUUCUGCUACAUUAUUACUGGCUUGCUGGAUAGCUCGGCUGUCUUCAUAUGGGGCUCCUUCGUGAGCAUGCAGACGGGAAACACGGUAUAUCUUGGCUUGGGUCUCAUCGCCCCCCACGAGGGCAUUCGCUGGGUCAAGGCGCUGACGUCGAUAACGUCCUUUUGCCUGGGCUCCUUCUUCUUCGCGCGCUUCCACCGCUACUUCUCGCCUGCUAAAAGAUGGGUGCUUAUCGCAUCCUACGCGUUCCAGCUGCUCCUCAUCGUCUUGGCUGCUUCCAUUGUCACCUUUGACAACGACUCUUCGAAUGAGCUGCACUGGCCCGUUCUGGUGCCCCUUGCUGCGGUUGCUUUCCAGUCGAGUGGACAGGCUGUUACCUCGCGCGCAUUGAAGUACAAUGGCCUGACCAGCGUCGUUCUCACGAGUAAUUACUGUGACCUGUUCUCAGACCCAAAGCUAUUCGCCCUAUCCAAUGUGGAGCGAAACAGGAGGAUUGCUGCUCCGGUAUUGUUGCUUCUCGGUGCCUGUAUCGGUGGCUUGUUUGCGCACAGCUCCGUAGGACUGGCCGGCGCUUUGUGGACGGCAGCUGCUCUGAAACUCCUCGCCGUCAUUGCGUGGGUGUUCUGGAAAUCCGAGGCGGAAGAUGAGUAGUCGACACACGUGGCUGCUUCCACUAUCGAUUGCUCUGAUCCAUGGUUGCGAGAAGAAGAGGGUUUAAAGCUCGCUAGAGCUGCAGUCAAAUCGUAGAGGUGGUCUUGUAAUCUGAACCACUGGAACUGAACCACCGGGCCAGGGUUGAGAUCCACCGCUUUUCUGAAAAGCAAGCGAUUAUUGGCUCACUAUACAUCCAAGGAAACAUAUAUGAGAUAUGCUCCCUAUAGACUAUUAUUAUAUGCAUCUACCUUGUUCCAUCC
Molecule: messenger RNA, 1129 nt
Organism: Cucurbitaria berberidis CBS 394.84
Lineage: Eukaryota; Fungi; Ascomycota; Dothideomycetes; Pleosporales; Cucurbitariaceae
Exons: 2
Coding region: 48-866 (272 amino acids)
Source: RefSeq, a predicted model, not a curated record